GGCGGGAGGCGUGUUGUGCGGCGCGGCGGGAGGAGCGUCGGGGUUCGGGCUGUGGCGGCGAGGCGACCCUUCGCUCAGCGCCGCGGGCGAGGCGGCGGGUCGGCGAGGCGGGCGGCCACGGGAUCCCCACGGACUCGGGCGGCCAAGUCCGUCGCAGCGUCCGGCCCUGCCCCGGCCCCCUCGGCCUCCGGCGGCGAGGCGGGGGAGUGAGGAGAUGCCGACCCAGAGGGACAGCGGCACCAUGUCCCACACGGUCGCGGGCGGCGGCGGCGGGGACCAUUCCCACCAGGUCCGGGUGAAAGCCUACUACCGCGGAGACAUUAUGAUAACACACUUUGAGCCUUCCAUCUCCUUCGAGGGACUCUGCAGUGAGGUUCGAGAUAUGUGUUCUUUUGACAAUGAACAGCCAUUCACCAUGAAAUGGAUAGAUGAGGAAGGAGAUCCGUGUACAGUGUCUUCUCAGUUGGAAUUAGAAGAAGCUUUCCGGCUUUAUGAGCUGAACAAGGAUUCUGAACUCUUGAUCCAUGUAUUUCCUUGUGUACCAGAACGUCCUGGAAUGCCUUGCCCAGGAGAAGACAAAUCCAUUUACCGAAGAGGGGCACGCCGGUGGAGAAAGCUGUACUGUGCAAACGGCCACACUUUCCAAGCCAAACGGUUCAACAGGCGUGCUCACUGUGCCAUCUGCACAGACAGAAUCUGGGGGCUUGGACGACAAGGAUACAAGUGCAUCAAUUGCAAACUUUUGGUUCAUAAGAAGUGCCACAAGCUUGUCACAAUUGAAUGUGGGCGGCAUUCUUUGCCACCGGAACCAAUGCUGCCAAUGGACCAGUCCUCCAUGCAUCCGGACCAUGCACAGACAGUAAUUCCAUAUAAUCCUUCAAGUCAUGAAAGUUUGGACCAAGUUGGUGAAGAAAAGGAGGCGACCAACACCAGGGAAAGUGGUAAAGCAUCAUCAAGUCUGGGUCUCCAGGAUUUUGAUUUGCUUCGAGUUAUAGGGAGAGGAAGCUAUGCCAAAGUACUGUUGGUUCGGUUAAAAAAAACAGAUCGCAUUUAUGCAAUGAAAGUUGUGAAAAAAGAGCUUGUCAAUGAUGAUGAGGAUAUUGACUGGGUGCAGACAGAGAAGCAUGUUUUCGAGCAGGCGUCCAAUCACCCUUUUCUUGUUGGGCUGCAUUCUUGUUUCCAGACAGAAAGCAGGUUGUUCUUUGUCAUAGAGUAUGUCAAUGGAGGGGACCUAAUGUUCCACAUGCAGCGACAAAGAAAGCUUCCUGAAGAGCAUGCCAGGUUUUACUCUGCAGAAAUCAGUCUAGCUCUAAAUUAUCUUCAUGAGCGAGGGAUCAUUUAUAGAGAUUUGAAGUUGGACAAUGUACUGCUGGACUCUGAAGGACACAUUAAACUCACUGACUAUGGCAUGUGUAAGGAAGGAUUGCGGCCUGGAGAUACGACUAGCACUUUCUGUGGAACCCCCAAUUACAUUGCUCCUGAGAUUCUAAGAGGAGAAGACUAUGGCUUCAGUGUUGACUGGUGGGCUCUUGGAGUGCUCAUGUUUGAGAUGAUGGCGGGAAGGUCUCCAUUUGAUAUUGUUGGGAGCUCCGAUAACCCUGAUCAAAAUACAGAGGAUUAUCUAUUCCAAGUGAUUUUGGAAAAGCAAAUUCGCAUACCACGUUCUCUGUCUGUAAAAGCAGCAAGUGUGCUGAAGAGUUUUCUCAACAAGGACCCAAAGGAACGAUUGGGUUGUCACCCUCAAACUGGAUUUGCUGACAUCCAAGGACACCCAUUCUUCCGAAACGUGGACUGGGACAUGAUGGAGCAAAAGCAGGUGGUGCCGCCCUUUAAACCAAACAUUUCUGGAGAGUUUGGUUUGGAUAACUUUGACUCCCAGUUUACUAAUGAACCAGUCCAACUCACUCCAGAUGAUGAUGACAUCGUGAGGAAGAUUGACCAGUCUGAAUUUGAAGGUUUUGAGUAUAUCAACCCUCUUUUGAUGUCUGCAGAAGAAUGUGUCUGAUCCUCCCUUUCAGCUCUCAUUUGCUUACCGUCAUUUAGUGCAUGGAUCUACCUGUUAGCCUGGUCACAGUUGACAUUCUGUGUCAUCACCUACAGAUCUCUCACUAUCCUGUUAGAGACGACAGGAAUCAUAGAGCUAAGUAGAGCUAA
This is a messenger RNA of Onychomys torridus (southern grasshopper mouse), 2154 nucleotides long. It is a transcript of the gene Prkci, whose product is annotated as protein kinase C iota. The record is from RefSeq and is a predicted model, not a curated record. Bases 215 to 2005 code for a protein of 596 amino acids. The transcript has 18 exons. Lineage: Eukaryota; Metazoa; Chordata; Mammalia; Rodentia; Cricetidae. Gene Ontology annotation, molecular function: ATP binding; protein binding; diacylglycerol-dependent serine/threonine kinase activity. Gene Ontology annotation, biological process: protein phosphorylation.